GUUAGAAUAGAAGUAGGCCAAUUGCCAAAGGUGGCCACCGUUCCCAUGCGUUUAAAGCCGCCGUCUUUAUUAAACAUUUCCAGACACAAUUGGAACUGGCAGUGUUUACAUUUACAACAACAUCACCAGCGGUCUGUGAAACCAAGGAGAGAGCUUUUGGCUUCAGCAACAACAUUGUUUAUGUUUCAUAGAUUGACACAUAACCAUUUUCGUGCAGGCAAAAUGGCCAAACUUGAAAGCUUGAAUUUUGACAAUCUUGUGCUUCGCACUCUCCCUAUCGACCCGGAGAAGAAGAACUUCACUAGGCCAGUCAAGGGAGCGUGUUUCUCAAAGACAACGCCCGAGCCAGUUGCUAACCCAGAGACGGUCGCGGUGUCCCUCCCAGCGUUGAGAUUGCUCGGUUUGGAAGACAAAGAAAGUGAGAGGCCGGAGUUUGCAGAGUUUUUCUCUGGGAGCAAGACGCUGCCGGGAAGCGACAGUGCAGCCCAUUGCUACUGUGGACAUCAGUUUGGUCAUUUCUCUGGACAAUUGGGUGAUGGAGCAGCCAUGUACUUAGGAGAGGUUGUUAACCCGUCAGGUGAGCGAUGGGAGAUUCAACUGAAAGGCGCUGGUCCUACACCAUACUCCAGGCAGAGUGAUGGUCGAAAAGUACUACGAUCUAGCAUUAGGGAGUUCCUGUGUAGUGAAGCUAUGCAUCACCUCGGAAUACCAACAACUAGAGCUGGAUCAUGUGUGACGUCUGACACAAAGAUUAUACGUGACAUCUUCUACACUGGGAAUCCAAUACAGGAGAGGUCAACGAUAGUGUUACGGAUAGCACCAACAUUUAUAAGGAUUGGGUCGUUUGAAAUAUUCAAGCCACUGCAAAGUACGACGGGUCGAGGGGGCCCAAGUGUUGGUCGGAAAGAUAUUCUGGAACAAAUGCUGGAGUACGUCAUCAAAACUUUCUUUGCAGAAAUUUAUGAAAGCCAUAAAGACUCAACGCAUGAUCGCUAUCUAGCAUUCUACAGAGAAGUCGUCAAGUUGACUGCUCAACUCGUAGCUGAGUGGCAAUGUGUGGGAUUCUGUCAUGGAGUGUUGAACACGGACAACAUGAGCAUUGUUGGAUUGACUAUUGACUAUGGCCCAUAUGGCUUUAUGGAUGCAUACAACCCAGAACAUAUAUGCAACACUUCAGACGAUGGUGGUCGGUACACAUAUGCCAACCAGCCAAAGAUAUGCCGCUGGAAUAUGGAGAAGCUGGCAGAGGCGAUCUCCAUGGCACUUCCAGAAGAAGUCUCCAAAGCAGAACUGGGGCUGUAUGAUGAAGAGUACGAAAGGUGCUACUUGGCGAAGAUGAGGAAGAAACUAGGGCUACUGAACAAAGAGUUGCCCGAAGACAAAGCUCUCGUGGACGCAUUCCUAGCCACCAUGCAGCAGACUCAAGCAGACUUCACUAACUCCUUCAGAUGCCUGAGUCGACUCCCUCUGCCUGGUGGUGGUCAUGCCAGCCAGGACUCCGAUGAGGCAGUGAUGUCAUACCUCUUGUCUCAGUGCAGUACGGCAGAGGAAAUGAAGGAAUCACUAGCACCGAGGAUGGAUGGAAGAGAGCUUCAGAUGAUGAUGAUGUUGAUGCAGAUGAACCCUCAGUUGUUGCAGCAGCUUGGAGGUGGUCAUCAAAAACUCAUGAAGGAAUUGGAACGCAUGGAAAAAGCCAAGGAUAUUCAAAAUCUUAGUCAAGAUGAAAAGAUGAAGACGGAUAGAGGGUCUUGGGAGAUCUGGCUGGCUGCCUACAGAGACAGGCUGCUGAAGGAGUUGGAUGGACUGAAUGGAGAAGAGGCUUGUAGGGAAUUCAGCCAGAGACGAGUUGAUGUCAUGAAUGCAAACAACCCAAGGUUCAUCUUGAGAAACUACAUUGCACAGAAUGCCAUAGAGGCUGCUGAGAAGGGGGACUUCACAGAGGUACAGCGCGUUCUGAAGUUGUUGGAGACGCCCUACAGUGAAUCAGUAGACCUGGGUAGCUUGGCGUCUAAGCAGACAGAACAGCCUGCGUCUAGUACAAGCACCGAUGAGGAUGCUGGUGACUCUGGAGCUGUAGGAUCCAGCCAGGCAGGCGUUGGCAAGAUCAAGAGCUGCGCCGGGGUAGCUUACGAUGACAGACCACCUCACUGGGCAACGGAGCUACGAGUCACUUGAUCUUCAUAGAUCGUCUCAGUGUAUACUCAUAAAGCUGCAUCACGUCUCACCUACAUCCUUGUUAAAUGUGCUGCAGCUUUUUGUACCGAGACAUAAAGGGUUAAAUACCAGUAACUUAAUUUGCAUAACACACAGACGUACUUAAAAUACUACCUUGUCCCAGUACAAUACUUAUUCGGAUAUUCGGAUCCAGGGAGUAUUUUUUGUAUUAUAUUUUGUGUUUGCUUUUAAUGACGGCAUUUGUACAAACCCAAGUUAUAUUGGGAUACUCUUGCUUGAUGAAAA
Asterias rubens (European starfish) is the source of this 2460-nucleotide messenger RNA. Its product is annotated as protein adenylyltransferase SelO, mitochondrial-like. The transcript is spliced from 12 exons. Bases 46 to 2175 code for a protein of 709 amino acids. The record is from RefSeq and is a predicted model, not a curated record. NCBI's taxonomy places the organism in Eukaryota, Metazoa, Echinodermata, Asteroidea, Forcipulatida, Asteriidae.